Saccostrea cuccullata (small rock oyster) is the source of this 811-nucleotide messenger RNA. Its product is annotated as high mobility group protein HMGI-C-like. Gene Ontology annotation, biological process: regulation of DNA-templated transcription. Lineage: Eukaryota; Metazoa; Mollusca; Bivalvia; Ostreida; Ostreidae. Gene Ontology annotation, molecular function: DNA binding. Gene Ontology annotation, cellular component: nucleus; chromatin. The transcript has 4 exons. The record is from RefSeq and is a predicted model, not a curated record. Bases 254 to 505 code for a protein of 83 amino acids.
GUGAUAUUUCGCGCGGAACGAGGCUUUUGGAAGGUCUCUAGAUUUUACUGCAUUGUAGACGGUUCUGACCUAUUUACGCAUGGUUUAUGUGGGUCGAAUUCUACAGCUGACUUUAAAAAAACGUUUCAUUCAUAGAUUUUUACAAUGGUUUGAUCAUCGUGGGUGAUUUCAUGUGCGUGGUAGCAAGUAAAUGAAAUAUUGACGUUCUAAGGUGAAAUCACGUGAGGUAUUCUUUCUGGCAUUUCUUUGAAGAAUGGAAGGGGGAGAAAAUAGCAAGGAGGAUACAGCUUCAGAAGAGCCCCAGAAGAGGGGCCGGGGAAGACCCCGAAAGGAAAAGACAGAAGAGCCUGAAGACGCGGAACCCAAGCCCAAACGUCCAAGAGGGCGACCAAAAGGCAGCUUUAAAAAACCGAAAUCUACGGAGGAAAAACCCAAAGGGACCCGGGGAAGACCUCGAAAGACUCCUCCUUCAUCACCAACAAAGGAGGAAAAGAAAUCAAAAUGAGAUCGGAGUUUAGGGACAACAGGACCUAAAAUAAUGUACAGCAUUGAUAUGUGUCCAAACUUCUAUGUGCUGCCGUAACUGUUUUAAUGUGUUCAAAGACUGGAUCUGUAUUUUAGUCAAUGUAGUUCAGUUUAUUUUUUUUUAAUGGAAGAUGCCCGUUCCUUAACUGCCUCAAGCAUUUACUUCAUGUAUCCAUGUAUUAUCUGUUCAUGUUUCAUUUUCACUGCAUAUUCCACUUGUCUCCAUAUAUUGGCAUUUUUCUCUCAUUUCAUCAUUUUAAUAAAUAUAUACAUUCUUUUUGCAAAA